GGGAGCCAGGAGCCUGGAGGCUUCCUCCCACGCUCCUCCAGCCCACUCCUCCGCCUAUUUGAGGCGCUCCCCUCUGCUCCGGUGCUCCAGAGCAGCGCAGCUCUCUCCUGCGGAGAGACGGGACUCCAAGGCACGACUGUGAUUUUUUUUUCACAUGUGGGAUUUACCCUGAUCUCGUCCUCGCCCCAACAUGAGGCUUCUUCUUGUUGUUGCGGUGGCGGCUCUGUGGGCAGAAAAUCUAGCGCUUCCAGUGGGGAAAGAGGGUCAGAGAGAAGAUGUGGUUACACGAUGCCUGGUUGAAGUCCUGUCCAAAGCUCUCUCCACACCGGACUCUCAGCUGGAUCAGGAAUGCAGAGACAUUCUCCAAGCAGGGGUUAAACACACCCCACUGGACAAGAAGAGCGAGGAUGGGAUAAUAUCUCAUGAGGAGGUGGUCAAAGUUCAGCCCAAGGAUACAGAGACAAAGGCAGCCGAUGUGAAAGACAUUGAGGCGCUCCUGAAAUCCGUGGAUGAGAAGAGGGAAACCCCCGAGGAUGAGCGCAGCCAAGAGUCCUGGAGUCUGGGUGAUGAGAAGGAAAAGAGACAUGAUGACACAGAAGAAGAAGCAGAGCGGGAGAAGAGGAGCAGCUGGAGGCCUGGGAGAUACCACCAAAGGAAACACAAACGGGACGAGGAAGAAGACAACGAGCGCAGUCAGGAGAGUUGGGGCAUUGAGGAAAAGAGAUCUGAGGAUGAAGAUGAAGAAGACGAAGGGAGGGAGAAGAGGAAAUGGAAGCCUGGGAGAUACCACCAAAAGAAAUACAAACGAGAUGAGGAGCCUUUAGGAGACGAAAGGGAGGAGCCAGAGGAGGAACGUAGCCAAGAGUCCUGGGAUGUAGACAAAAGGCAUGGGAACGAGGUGGAGGAGGAAAGAAACAAGCGCAUAUGGAAACCCACACACCGCUACCACCACAAGAAAAAACUUCACAAACGUGGCGAAGAGCCUUUAGAAGACGAGGGAGACGAAGAGCGCAGCCAGGAGUAUUGGGGUCUUGACGAUGAGAGAGACAAGAGGGACUGGAGGCCCGGCAGGUACCACCAGAGGAGACAUAAGCGUGAUGAAGAGCUCUCAGAAGACGCCAGGGAAGAACCAGAUGAAGAACGCAGCCAGGAGAACUGGGACUUUGACACAGGAAGAGANAAGAGGGACUGGAGGCCAGGCAGGUACCACCAGAGGAAACACAAACGUGAUGAAGAGCUCUCAGAGGACAGGCGAGACGAGGCGGAUGGAGAACGCAGCCAGGAAUACUGGGGGUUUGACAAAAGACACGGAAAAGAAGAGGGAGAGGUGGAAAAGCGCAUAUGGAAGCCAACACACUGGUACCACCACAAAAAGAAACUUCACAAGCGUGGUGGAGACUCAUCAGAGGAGGAGGAGGAACAGAGGGGUGCUUCAGAUGAAUCAGAGGAGGCUGACAAGGACAGGGACGAAGCCCUGAGGUAUCUGGCAGAAAAGCGCAAUCCCUGGAUUUACAGAGGCUUCUACCAUCCCGCCUGGUUUAAAAGGGAUUCAGAUGAACAUGCAGCAACUAAGAUGGACGACCUGGCCAAGUUGCUGAGCUAUAAGAUAAACCAGCUGUCCAGCCAUUCUAAUCAGGAGGUGGCAAAGAGAAGCACGCACCAGAGAGCCCUCACUCCACAGGAGGAUAAAAAGCUGGAAAACCUAGCAGCCAUGGACGUGGAGUUGCAGAAAAUCGCCUCCAAGUUGCAUGAAAAGAGUGCAUAAGCCACAGCCGCCGUCUUACCGCAUGUCUGCCAAUUCAGUGUGCUUACUGUGUACCAACAUAAAAAACCCUGGAGCCUUGCCAAAAAAGAUCAACUUGUUUAUCAUUGUAUUUGUGAUAUUUUGAUGUUCUCAAAUUAAUCCGCAUGGGAAUGGUUUUGAUGUUUAUACAUGUAAAGAGAAAAUGUGAGAAUAACAUAUUAUAUCUGGAACCGAUUAUUGAAAUAAUUGUGUUCUGAAGCGUUUGCUCAGUCUGUGCUCAAUAAAAGGAGUUAUUCUG
Paralichthys olivaceus (Japanese flounder) is the source of this 2042-nucleotide messenger RNA. Lineage: Eukaryota; Metazoa; Chordata; Actinopteri; Pleuronectiformes; Paralichthyidae. The record is from RefSeq and is a predicted model, not a curated record.